Molecule: messenger RNA, 2208 nt
Organism: Mercurialis annua (annual mercury)
Lineage: Eukaryota; Viridiplantae; Streptophyta; Magnoliopsida; Malpighiales; Euphorbiaceae
Exons: 3
Coding region: 228-1943 (571 amino acids)
Source: RefSeq, a predicted model, not a curated record
AGAAAUCCAACGUUGAAGCAACAAACCGUUUUGAGUUAAUAAUGCAUUCCAUUCCCUGAACCAUUUCUAUUCUCUAUUUUAUUUCUCCUUUUUAAUCUCUAGAUAUUCAAAUUAUCAAUCAAAUUUUAGUUUUUCACUGGUUUUAUACUCUAAAGUUAAUACUCUCUGCUAUUUUAUUUUUGUGGUUUAAUUUUUGGUUAGUGCAGGUACUCAAACACAAGACCUAAAUGGGCAAAUCUUCUUCUUCUUCUAAAAGAAAACGCCCCAAAGAUUCCUCUAAGGUUCAGACAAAGAAGAAAAGUAAGAUUAAAAAAAGUGGAUUGAAGAAGAAGCUUAGGCGUCGUGAUGAUUCAGAUUCUUAUUUUAGUGAUGACUCAGGAAGAUCGGUUUCUAUUUCCUCUAGUUCCGAAGAAAGUUAUAGGCGUAGAAGGUCUCAGUCUCGCACUCAUAAGGCUGUAAAGGAGUCUAAAAGGAGGGCUCGUUCACUCUCUUCUAGCAGUGAGGAGUCUCAUCGCAUGAGAAAGCGUAAAAGGUCGAGGAGAAAUGAUGAUUCUGUGAUGAAGAAGAAAAAUUUCAGGAGCAAGAAGAAGACGAAGAAAGAUCGGGAAGCAAGUAUUAGCUCCAGGAGUAGAGGGCCAUGCUGUAGUUCACAUAGUAGUAGUAGUGAGAGUGAACAUGAGAGCCGUAGAGGCAGGUCUGGAAGGAAAGAAAAAAGAAUUAGAAAGUUGAAAAAUGUUAAUAGUGAAGCUGCACGGAGGAGAUAUAGGUCUAGGAGUUGUUCUCCCUGUAGUAUAAAUGAUGAAAGUAGUGAUCACUCGAGUAAAGAAAAAGUGAUCGAUGGAAAUACUUCAAAACGGCUGAAAUCAGUUAUUAUCGUUACAAAGGACGAUGAAGAUGAGGAGGAAAGAGAAUUAUAUAUGAAUGAAGAUAAAGAACAAACAAUCUGUGACCAUGACGAUUAUCCGUCUAGCAGAAGCAAUGAUAGUGUUGACGGGGAUGACCGUGCAAUAAGUAAACCCGCUUCUGUUGGAACUGUGAAUAAUGAUUCUACAGAGGGAAAGAGUAGUAAGAUAUCCGAGGCUGCUGAUAAUGUGGAUGCUAACGAUUUGGAGUCAAUUUUAAGGCAAAAGGCUUUGGAAAAUCUAAAAAGGUUUCGUGGAAAAUCUAAUGAUGAUACUCUGAAAUCACUAUCCACCAAAAAGGCUGAAGUAAACCAAAUUGCUUCCAUAAAUGAUGAUGGUCGUCCGGCAGCAAAGGGCGAUUCUGCUCAUUUAUUGCGCAAAGAAGAGAAUGAUUUCGAGAGAAACAGUGGGGGCAAUGAUUCGGUUUCGUCUGCAAACGAUAUUCCUGUAACUGAUGAGAUGGCUGUUGUUAGCAGGGAAAAUAUUAACAUGAAUUUGAACCCUGUCAGUAACAGACCAAGAUUGGUUAGAUCAGCAUUGAAGCAAGCAUUAUUAAAUGCCACCACCACAAAAAUUAAAUCACUUGCUUCACUGGAAACAAGUAAGCCAAAACUGAUGACUGAGAGUAGCAUAAGUGAACAUGAUGCGACUCUCCUACAAGGCGAUGAUUACAAUGAAGACGCUAACAAUGCCUCUGGUUUCGGCUCUUCCGUGAAUUCAUCUCGCCUCACAUCUGCAGUGAUUGACAUGAAUAAGUUGCAAGAUGAAGGCCAAUUAGGAUCGCAAUUACAGAAACUAGUAUCUUCUCCAACAACUCCUAGCAGUACAACUAAUGAAUUUACAGUUAAUACAACUGCUGAUUCUACUUCUGCUGAGCAAUCUUCAAGCGCAAGUAAAAACCAAGAUGAUGAUAAAGAGGGUUCACAGUUGGAACAGAAGACUAUGUCUGUGAUGCGGGGUGGCGAAAUGGUACAGGUGAGCUAUAAGGUUUACGUCCCUAAAAAAGCUCCAGGAUUGGCUCGGAGGCAACUCAAGAGGUGAUGUUUCUGGUGGAGGAAUAAUCCAUUUGUUCAAAUGCUAAGCAUAAUUUUGUUACCUCUAAAGAAAAAUUGAUACAUUUUCUAAGAGAACGGAAGAAUAAGGAUCCUCAUAGAUGACGAUCAUAAAUGACAAAGGAAUGUUGUAACUUUGUGAAGGAGCAUUUUUUUACAGGAGACUGCUUCAUUGCUAAUUUGCUAAGAUAAAUGAAUUAACUCAGUAGAAUUGUAAUGUUCAUAUGUUGAUUACAUUUGUGGGUUUGACGGCA